AUGGAGGUCGCGGUGGCCGGCGGCGGCAAGCGGGCGUGGGUGGUGGAGGUGGAGAGGACGGUGAAGGAGGCGGAGGCGGCGGCGGAGGCGUCGCGGUGGCAGCGGCACUGCAUCUACCGCGUGCCGGCGUGCAUCAAGGACAUCAAGCCCAAGGCGUACCAGCCGCAGGUGGUCGCCCUCGGCCCCUUCCACCACGGCGACCCGGGCCUGCUCCCCAUGGAGGAGCACAAGCGCCGCGCGCUGCGCCACCUGCUCCGCCGCGCGGGGCGGCCGCUCGAGGACUUCGUCGCCGCCGUCGAGGCCGUCGCCGGGCAGCUCGAGACGGCGUACCUCGACCUCGGCGAGGAGUGGCGCGGCGGCGACGGCGAGGAGGAGGCGGCGAGGGAGAGGUUCCUGGAGAUGAUGAUCGUGGACGGGUGCUUCCUGCUGGAGGUGAUGAGGACGGCGGCGGGGAAGCACGUCGACGACUACGCGGCGAACGACCCGGUCUUCAGCCGCCACGGCGUGCUGUACAUGGUGCCGUACAUCCGCCGCGACAUGCUCAUGCUCGAGAACCAGCUGCCGCUGCUCGUCCUCGAGAGGCUCCUCUUCAUCGAGACCGAACGCUCACCUGUUCAUCAGCGAGCUUCCAACGCUGACCAGAUCAACCGGAUGGUGCUGCGGUUCCUCUCGCCGACGUCGCGGACGCCGGCGGCCGGGUCGGCGCUGGGGCUGCACCCGCUGGACGUGCUCCGGCGGAGCAUGCUGCACGGGUCGUACCAGGCGCCGCGGGGCCCCGUGGACGCGCCGGACGCCGACAUCAUCCGCUCCGCCGUGGAGCUGUACGAGGCCGGGAUCCGGUUCCGCCGCAGCCGCACGGACAGCCUCCACGACAUCCGGUUCCGGCACGGCGUGCUGGCCAUGCCCGCCGUCGCCGUGGACGACUCCACCGAGUACAUGCUCCUCAACAUGAUGGCGUUCGAGCGGCUGCACCCGGGGGCCGGCAACGACGUCACCGCCUACGUCUUCUUCAUGGACAACAUCAUCGACUCGGCCAAGGACGUGGCGCUGCUGAGCUCCCGGGGGAUCAUCCAGAACGCCGUCGGCAGCGACAAGGCGGUGGCGAAGCUGUUCAACAGCAUCUCCAGGGACGUGGUGCUGGAGCCGGAGAGCGCCCUCGACGACGUGCACCGCCAGGUGAACGCCUACUGCCGCCAGCCGUGGAACAUGUGGAGGGCCAACCUGGUGCACACCUACUUCCGGAGCCCCUGGGCGUUCCUCUCCCUCGCCGCCGCCGUCUUCCUCCUCGUCAUGACCGUCAUGCAGACCGUCUACACCGUGCUCUCCUUCUACCAGAGCGCAGACAGUGGCGGCGGCGGCAGCGGUGGCUCCGGCUCGACGGCGCCGUCUCCGACGUGAUCCGUACGUCGAGCUCUCUUCUCCACUACUCCCUCCGUUCCAGUUACAAGACUUUCUGAUAAUUUGCUUCGAUUGAGUUUUACUGUUUGGUUUUGCUUGUUGGUUUUUGGAUGAUCAAAGGUGUAUACUCUGAUUUGUGUGCUAGAGUGAGGGGUUGCUUAUUUCUGUUGUCUGCAUUCUAAUUUCA
Molecule: messenger RNA, 1585 nt
Organism: Oryza brachyantha (malo sina)
Lineage: Eukaryota; Viridiplantae; Streptophyta; Magnoliopsida; Poales; Poaceae
Product: UPF0481 protein At3g47200-like
Exons: 2
Coding region: 1-1398 (465 amino acids)
Source: RefSeq, a predicted model, not a curated record